GUUCUUUUUUCCGCAUCCAGCUUUGGCGUUUGACAGAAAACGGGCGUUGGAUGUACGUACGGACGAGUCGAGGAACUCCGAAGAGUGCGGAGAAAGGAAGCUAAAGGGAACGGGCGAGCUUCGCUCGGAAAUCGCGGCGACGAAAGCCGGAUAAGGCGGGAUAGAGGCCGAUAAAAAGCCUCGAGGUUUAGUGACAUUGGUCCGAAGUCGAAAGGAUUGGCGCACCUGCGAAUGCGGGAGGUCAGUGUACGUCACCGUAGUUAUUGCUCCGAGCCGUGGAACCCGAGUUCGCGAGCCCGUGGUAGCGUCACUCGAAGCGGCCCGUGAAUAUCGUUCCCGGACGAGUCUCGGCGAGAGCGGGCCGAGGACAUUUGGUGUGCGCGGCUCUCAGGCUCCUCGCUUCACAGGGCGCCGCGCCGGACGGGCGGCCACGUCGGGGGCGCGCGCGCGCGCGCGGACGACAGCGGGAAUCGCCAGCGACGAGGACGACGACGACGACGACCAAGAGUGUUCCUUAGCCGUUGUGCGACCGAAAGUGUUUCGCGAAGUGCGUUCAUCGGCUAGUCUCGGCGUGACUCGGCAGUAGAGCAGACGAGGGUGGAGGUGGCGACCUGGAUGUAAUCGCGAUCCCCGGCAGCCGGUGCUCAUCAACGGACAACUUUCGACCGACCGCCUAGAAUCUAUCCUCGGAUGAAAGGACAAACCGGCAACCAAGUGAGCAAUGGUCCUAAGGAACACCAGCAGCAACAACAGACGGAGCAUGCCGCUGGCGAGGACACCGGCUUCGAUUCGUGGCGAGGAGGCAACAAUGCUCAGCAUCAUUCGAGUUACCCGAUCGGGACCGGUGAUCCGUACAGCCAGUACUACGGCACUUCGUUCCCUUAUCAGACCUUCGGUGCCGGCGACGGGACAUGGUCGAACGGCACCGACCCGGUCGCCUUUCUCUCGGGUUACGGCGGUCAAAUAGGCCACGAUGCUUACGGCGCGAUGGACGGCAUGUUCUCGGCCUCGGCGGCCGGGGGCGGCUUCAGCGCGUUCGGCCAACCGCCGUUCAACUACUUCCACGGCAACGGCGACUUCAGCGCGUGGGGCACCCCGAGAAGGACCAAGUACGAGGAUUACUAUCAACCGCCGCGCGGCAACGAGAGCUAUGCCAAUCCCGCGGCGAGCGGCACCGGCGAGAUCAAGAGCCUCGAGCAAGGCGUGCAGGGUCUGUCGAUCGGCGGCGGCGGAGAGCUACCGCGACAGGAUCAGCAGCAUCCUCAGCAGCAGAGUACGGCCCAGCAGAUUAAGCCCGAGCCCAAGGAACCUAGAAAGAUUACGUGGGCAAGCGUGGCGAGUCAGCCGGCGAAGCCGGUCCCGCCGCUCUCGUCUACGCAGGGAAUGAAGAAGAAAGCGGGCAUGCCUCCACCGCCGAUCGUGCCGGGCAAACAUAACAUGGACAUCGGGACGUGGGGCGAGGGCAAGUCUUCCGCGCCACCGCCGCCUACGGCGCCACCGCCACCCCAGGUGCAGCCGCCGAUUCCACCCCCGCCGCCUCCCGUUCAGAGGCAACAGCGACCGCAACAACAGCAGCAGCAGCAACAACAGCAGCAGCAACCGCCUCAGCCUUGCUGGAACAGGCAGCCAUCCACGGGGGCGACAGCGACCCCACCGCUUUCUCAAACGCAGAUCCAUAUGCCGCCGCAGUCGCAACAGCAGCAGCAACAUCAACAGCAGCAGCAGCAUCAUCACCAUCAUCACCAUCAUCACCAUCAUCAACAGCAGCAGCAACAACAAGCGCAUCAGCAGUCACAGCAGCAGCAGCAUCAACAGCAGCAACAGCAACUUUCCCAGGCCAACCCGUCGCAUCCGGUUCUCGAUGAACUGAAAGUGAAGAAUGAUUAUAAUCCCAUAGAGUUUGAUCAGACCGCGCCCGGUGCCAGGUUUUUCGUGAUCAAGUCUUACUCGGAGGACGACAUACACCGGUCCAUCAAGUAUGAAAUCUGGUGCAGCACGGAACACGGCAACAAACGACUGGAUCAGGCUUAUCGAGAAGCGAGUCGCGAGGGUGCGCCUCUUUAUCUGUUCUUCUCCGUUAACGGGUCCGGCCACUUUUGCGGCAUGGCGCAGAUGGUAUCUCCCGUCGAUUAUCAGUGCAACAGUAGUGUCUGGUCGCAGGACAAGUGGAAGGGUCAGUUUCGCGUCCGUUGGAUAUACGUGAAGGAUGUUCCUAACGUGCAACUGCGACACAUUAAGCUCGAGAACAAUGAGAACAAGCCGGUGACCAAUUCGCGGGACGCGCAGGAGGUCCCGCACGCGAAGGGCGUCACGGUGCUGCGUAUCCUGCAUACCUAUCGUCACUCUACGAGCAUCUUUGACGAUUUCGGGCAUUACGAGCGCCGCCAGGCCGAGGAGGAUCAACGCAAGACCCCGAGCAACCCCGUACCGCAUCAUCAUUCAUCCUCCAAUCACAGAAACAGAGGGCACGCCCCAGACAUGUCCAGAGAUCACCAUCAGCACGGUCAUCAGUCUCACCUGCAUCAGCGCAAGGAGCGCGGCCGUAGUGGCAGAGGAGGUUCGCGCCAGUAGCGCCGGAUAUCGCGGAAACGUAUUGCCGUUACUAACGAGAGUAAUCGACGUAAAAGAAGCACGCUGCGACUAAUUAUCACAUCCUACCACUUGUCUUUGCUUUCCCGGAUCCACGAUAGGCUUCGUCUGAUUUCCCGUGACCGAACAACACUCGUCGUCGUCGUCGUCGUCAUCGUCGACAUCGACAUCGUCGGCUACGUUGUUCUUUCGUUUAAAUCCGAUUAAUCCGGUAAUAAUGAGAUAACAUUAGCGUCGCGUCGGCAUCAUCGUAAAAUAAUAUGUAACCGCAAUUAUUAUGACAAUGAGAGAGAAAAAGCAGCAGGAGAAGGAGAGGAGAAGGAGGAAGAUAAUACACUAUUUCGAAGGAUAUUUGGCUAAACUCACCGACGAUCGCAAUGCGUAUAGUGUGGUGUUGCGUGCUAUUCAUCGAAAGGUGUUUCUUAAACGUACAAAUCAUGCAAUGGAACAGAAGACGAGGGGGGGGGAGAGAGGGGAAGAAACAAGACGCGCGAUCUAUAGAAGAAAAAGAAAAAAAAGAUAAAAAAUAAGAAACUGUAAUAUGUGGACUAAUCCUUGUAAAAUGCUUACACUUUUGUUGAAAAUGAAAAAAAUCUAUUCACAAGAACUACUAUAUUAUAUAAACAAGUGUCAUUUGGAUUGGUUAUCGUUUUAAACACCAAUGAACAUUUAAUCUGGUGCCUGCAGCUAUACGAGAAGGGUCGAAUUCCCCCUUAAUUGUUAUAAAGGUGCAGGGGGCGGGAAGGGCUUGUUAUUACAACGUUCUCAGUUGUAUUUAUAUCCAUCUUGCUUGACAAAAUGAAUUAUACAGAAAUUAUUGGCGUUUAUUUUAGCGCGUUUAUUCUCUAUAUCUGUAUAUUGCGAGUAUAUCAUCUAUUAUUAUUAUAUUAUUCACACAUGGACUAUACAGAGAAAGAAAGAUGAGUUGAGAUGAUAAUAUAACGAAAAGUGAAAUAAUAUUGCAAUUAAUCUAUACUGUAAUGUACACGAUGAUGACGAUCAUUAUUAUUAUUAUUAUUAUUGUACCAUUUGAUGACAUUUCAUGAGAUAUUCUUAUUGUUAAA
Molecule: messenger RNA, 3653 nt
Organism: Nylanderia fulva
Lineage: Eukaryota; Metazoa; Arthropoda; Insecta; Hymenoptera; Formicidae
Gene: Ythdf
Product: YTH domain-containing family protein
Biological process (GO): mRNA destabilization
Cellular component (GO): cytoplasm
Molecular function (GO): mRNA binding; N6-methyladenosine-containing RNA reader activity
Source: RefSeq, a predicted model, not a curated record